CGAAAACGUCAAAGGAGGCAAGCUUUAAAAUAAUAACAGCACGUGCGUUUGUUUAAUUUUAUUUCUCAAUAUUUUAAAAGCGAACUUAAAUUUCCUGCAAGAUUUGUUUGUUUCAUUUACGUUUUCAAUCAAAAUGCCGAAAAAUAUAAUGAAAGAUCUGGUCAAAUGCAAGCAUCCUCAGAGUCGCAAAACGUUGGCGUUGGCCAGAAAGAUUAAAAAAAUUAACAAUCGUGAGAAAAAGAAGAUGGGUCACGCCGUUAAAGCUAACGUUGUGGGCAAAAAAUUGGGAUGGUUCGCCGAACAAUUGGAGGACAGAACGGAACCACUUUCGGGUCAGGAGUUUGAAACCCUGAUAGAUAAAUAUUUGGCGCGUUUCAACGAGGAGUUAGAGCAGAUUAAGCUAGUUCAAUCGAUCAACAAACAGCGGAACAACCAGCAUGCCUCGCGGGAAUCCUCGAUUAGGAUGACACUGGAAAAAGAGGUGCACGAUUUCAACGGCGGAGGUUUGGAGCUGCCAGAUUUGUGUGAUAAGCAAGAGUUUCAAAAAUUCCAACAGUGGGAUGGCUCUUCACAGUCAAUCCAGCAUCUGAAGAUGCACUUUAUUUCAAGGAAACGAUUGCAAUUACUUAACAAAGAUUCACAGGUAACGAUGGCGGUUGAUUAAAGCUACUGAAGGAAA
Messenger RNA from Culex quinquefasciatus (southern house mosquito), 679 nucleotides. RefSeq names its product translation machinery-associated protein 16 homolog. The record is from RefSeq and is a predicted model, not a curated record. Gene Ontology annotation, cellular component: nucleus. Bases 134 to 664 code for a protein of 176 amino acids. NCBI's taxonomy places the organism in Eukaryota, Metazoa, Arthropoda, Insecta, Diptera, Culicidae. The transcript is spliced from 4 exons.